AUGGCAAAUGCAAUCAAAGAGAUCGUCAGCAAAAACAAGAAACGCUACAAAGGAGAUGGAUUCGAUUUGGACCUGGCGUACAUCAAUUCCAAUAUCAUUGCAAUGGGGUAUCCCGCGGAGAAGCUGGAGGGCAUUUAUCGGAACCACAUUGAUGACGUUAUCAAGUUUCUGGAAUCAAAGCACAGUGGAAAUUACUGGAUAUACAACUUGUGCUCCGAAAGAUCAUACGAUUGUGGCAAGUUCCAUGACCGCGUUGCCACGUACGCUUUUGACGAUCACAAUCCACCGCGAAUGGAAUUGAUAAAGCCAUUUUGCCAAGAUGUGGAUUCCUGGCUUUCCAAGGAUCCCCGAAAUGUGGCUGCAGUGCAUUGCAAAGCAGGGAAAGGCAGAACGGGUGUGAUGAUCUGUUGCUAUUUACUCCACCGGGGCAUGUUCCUCUCCGCUGCUCAAGCUUUGGACUUCUACGGACAACAGCGUACUACUGACAACAGAGGCGUGACGAUUCCAAGUCAGAGGAGAUACGUGGAGUACUACGGACGACUAGUGCGAGAGCCUAGUUUGGAAUACAAACCGAGGACCGUCUACUUGGCCGCUGUCAUUCUUACUCCUGUUCCCAACUUCAACACCCAGAAUGGAUGCUGUUCCCGCCUUCACAGCUGCCACAUUGGCGGUUACAACAACAAAAUCGGCAGGAAGGGCGCCUCGUUUUUGGGUGGAGAGCAAAUCUCUGCCACGAACUUUGUUAAUCCUAUCUUCAUUAAAUUUCCCUCGUAUGGUGUUCAAUUGGUGAUCAAUCAGCUGGAUGAGGAAAAGCUGCGAGAAAUCUUCGUGUGGGACAACAUAGAGGCAAGGAAGGGAGAUGGAUGGAUUCAAUUUCUCGUCGACGAGCCCGUGCCCUUAACCGGUGAUAUUCGCGUUGAAGCCUUCAACAAAGCUUUAAUGGGGAAGCGGGAUAAAAUGUUGCGCAUCUGGUUCAACACGUUCUUCGUGGAACCGAACAAAGACGGGGACCUGAUCGUGACACGCAUUAGCUUAGACGGCGACUGGCGCAGCGCUCCUCUAGUUAAGCGCCAGGUGACGUCCCGUGUUAGUUGCAGUGACGUGGGCGCCCUCGCGACGGACGCCAAGGAGUGGAAUGGCAGCGCUAAUGGUGCCCAGGUGUUGGCGCACCGGAACUCUGAUCCAGAAGGAACGCCGAGGGCUGCCCACUUGGCCAGCUCCACGUCGUCUUGUUCGUCGACGACGUCGAGUUCUUCAGGUGCUUCGCAACAUUCGCAUGACGGGCUUCACAAGCUUGUUCGUCGUCUCAAGUCUCCAUUCGUUCAUCGUGCCAACGACGGAAGGAGUACGCAAGAAAGAGCGAGAUCAUACACAUGUCCUUUGCCGCUCUCCCCGGUCCCGGCUGGCACUGAGGGUUCCUUCAAACCGUUGCAGUGUACUUCGCCGAUCGUGGAGGGGGAAACCUGGCGCGAAGAUAAUAGCGAAGCAUCGAAGGUGGUUCCUGCUCAUCCAGAGAUAUCCAUUAUUACGCUGCCUAUAACGAAAGAGAGGAUGGACAAAGCCUGCAAGGACAGACACAACAAGAAUUUUUCCAGCGAGUUUCGGGUGACGCUGUAUUUGGCGGAAACGCAUGAAGCGGCCUCAAAAUGGCUGAAAUCCGUAUCAACUACGGGGACGGCGAUGGCAACCGGCAACAAGACCCGUGCUCUGCGAAGGUGCGACACCACAAAUUAUUGCCCGAAGGAACAACCUGCACAGCGUCAGCAAACGCGUUCCGUGUCGGUCAUAGCGGACCAGCGCCCAGCUGGCGCCACGGCGUCCAAUUGGCCAGAUUCGGACGAGCCCGUGACAGGCGAGUGGUGUAGCGACACUGCCUCUCGCUCCGACGCUCGGAUCGCCAAGAAAAAUCGUAACUCGCAAAUCAUAGAGGCGUUCCGAGAAUUUUUCUAUCGCGGCGACAGUACGCAUCUGUAA
Messenger RNA from Notodromas monacha, 1974 nucleotides. The record is from the annotation of a GenBank genome assembly. Lineage: Eukaryota; Metazoa; Arthropoda; Ostracoda; Podocopida; Cyprididae.